Purpureocillium lilacinum is the source of this 1257-nucleotide messenger RNA. RefSeq lists its product as uncharacterized. Gene Ontology annotation, biological process: proteolysis. NCBI's taxonomy places the organism in Eukaryota, Fungi, Ascomycota, Sordariomycetes, Hypocreales, Ophiocordycipitaceae. Gene Ontology annotation, molecular function: serine-type endopeptidase activity. The record is from RefSeq and is a predicted model, not a curated record.
AUGCUCGGCGCUCUCUUCCUCCUUGUGGCGCCCCUGGCGGCCGCUCUUCCGCCCUAUGUCGUGGAAACGACCGUCAGCCACGACCGGCGCGACCUCCCUAUCGUCAACGCCUUCGCCGAGCGGCCCGUGGAAAACACCUACAUCGCCGUCUUCAACUCGACGUUUGGCACCGAGGCCAUCGACGCCCGCAUCUCGGCCAUGUCGAGCACCAUCCAGAAGCGCAACCUCAACAAGCGCGGCCUCGACGGCAAGUACCUGUCCACGGAGAUGAAGUCCAUCACGCUCGGCGACUGGCGCUGCGCCGCCUUCCAGGGCGACGCCGACAUGGUGCGCGAGUUCAACGGCGCCGACGAGGUCGCCUACGUCGAGGCCGACACGUGGUACAAGACGACGGCCGCCAUCAUGCAGACCAACGCCCCGCCCGGGCUGAACCGCAUCUCGCACGCCCGCGCCGGCGAGCAGGGCUACAUCUUUGACGAGUCGGCGUGCGAGGGCAUGACCGUCUAUGUCGUCGACACGGGCGUCCGCGUCGACCACGUCGAGUUUGAGGGCCGCGCCGUCAUGGGCGCAAACUUUGUCAACAACGUCGACACUGACGAGAACGGCCACGGCAGCCAUGUUGCGGGAACCAUUGCCGGCGCCACUUUCGGCGUCUGCAAGAAGGCCAAUAUUGUGGGUGUCAAGGUCCUCGGCGCGGACGGCGCCGGCCAGAAUCAGGGUAUCCUGCAGGGCAUGCAGUUUGUCCUCAACGACGUCAAGAGCAAGGGCAUCCAGAACAAGGCCGUCAUGAACAUGUCGCUCGGCGGUGGCUUUUCGCAGGCUCUGAACCGCGCCAUCGCAGCUCUGCUGGACGGCGGCAUCGUCCCCGUUGUGGCUGCCGGCAAUGAAAAGCAAGAUGCUCGCAACACGUCUCCGGCGUCCGCUCCCCAGGCCAUCACCGUGGGAGCCAUCGAUGCCACCAACGACCAGUUCGCCAGCUUCUCCAACUUUGGGUCCGUCGUCGACGUCAACGGUCCCGGCGUCAAGGUCCUGUCCGUCGGCAUCGCCUCCACGGUGGCCACCAACGUUCUCAGCGGUACCAGCAUGGCGAGCCCCCAUGUUGCCGGCCUUACCGCAUAUGUCAUGGGGCUGACGGGCCGCCAGGCGAGCGAAAUGUCCGACAUGCUCAAGAGCCUGGCCAGCAACAGCCCUGCGAGGGUGAAGAACAUUGCCCAGGGCACCAGCCCGCUCAUUGUCAACAACGGAAACCUGUCGUAA